GAACAAGAAGAAAACAUACUCCAUAUAAUCAUUACAAUAUGCACUAUAGACAAUGUUAUACAUUCAUUUCGAAAAUAAUCUUGAAUCGCAAUCAAAAUGUAUUCCUUUGCCAAACCAUUAAUAAUAAUAAUCGAUUUUGCAGUUCAUUGACUUCUUCUAUACAAGUAAAUCAUUCUUUAUCGACAAUUUCAUCAAAAGAAGAAUUAUUUCCAACAUGGAUUACUAGUAAAUAUUUACCAAAUGAUUGGUUACAAAAAGAAUUUUCCGAUCCAUUUGUAUUAAAUAAUUUCAAAAGUCUGGUUGUAUUAUGUCAAUAUGAAUCAAAACUAGGUCGUUGGCGUACAAUGAAAUCAUUAUGUUCUAAAGAUGAUGUUGAAAUAGUUGAUUCAGAAUCAUUAUUGGAUAGUUUAUUCUUAAAUGUCUAUCAAAAAGAAUUAAAUAUCAACGCUAGAACUGGUAUUCAAAUAAUACACAAUGUAUGUAAAUAUAAGUUCAGUGAACAAAAUGUAUCCUUACAAUAUAACCAACAUUUUGAUCCACUACAUAUUCGUUUAGACAUACUUAAUUGUGAUAUAAUUCUUAGUAAACUGUACGAUCCAUUAUAUAAUAUUGGAGUGAAACAUGUAAAUAAGCUUAUUGAACGGUGUCCAGAUCUUCCAUUAUCUACUAUGAUUUGUCCCACCGAUAUGCCAGAUUCAAAUUACAACGAAAGUAACAACAAGUCGUCAUUAUUUCAAAAAACUAUAUUACAACAAUCAUUGGAAGUACUAAAUCAUUAUCUUAUACAUAACGAUGUUGUAAAUGUUAUUCAGCGUUUUCCAAGUGUCUUACUUCGUGGAAGAUUGGAACUAGUUGAUAUCUGUGAAUUUUGUAUUAAUGAUAUGGGUUUAGAAUCAUAUGAUUAUGUAAAUGCAUCAUCUUCACCAACACAUAAACAUUCAUUACGUCAUUCAACUGGUCUAUGUAUAAGUAAAUGUCCGAUUUGGGAGUUAUCAUUAGAUCAUGUUCGUGCACGAUAUAUAUUUUUACGUUUAGUCGGUUACUGGCCAUUAGCAAGAAGGACACUUGAAAAAAAUAUUGAUGUUGAUAAACAAUUGGCAGAUUUACUGAAAUCAACUCCAGGACAAUUUACUCAAUGGUUAAAUAAUAAUCUGUUGAAUUGUUCUUCAUCUAAAUCGAAAACAAAUGAUAAAAAAGUUGAAAAAUACACUGUACCUAAUAAUAUUCUGUUCACUAAAUCAGAUAUACAGUUUUAUGAAGAAAUCUAUUCACAUUUAAUAACAAAUAGUGAUAGCAUUGAUGAUAGUGUUGAUGUUAAUGAUGAUAAUGAUGAUAAAAGUUUGGAGAUGUUAUCAAAUUGUGAUACGUCAGAACUAUAAUUGAUUGACUGCUCUCCAGUUCAGUUUAUUUAUUCGUGACAUAUAUAUACCACCCAGUUGUAUUGAUAUUUGGUACUGAUAUAAUGUGUGUGCAUAGGAAUAUCCCUUUCUCUGAAUAUUCAUCAUCUAUUUAUACGUUUAUUUUCUUCAUUUUUAAUAACUGUUUGAAACAAACUCUUUAUUGAAACCAGUACAAUCUUUUGAUCAAGGAGCCAUAUCACCACUAGACGUCGUGGAAGAUGUUCAUUAAAAGACACCCAUUUAUUCUAAAGCGCAUAUUUAGAUCAUGAUCUAAAUAUUAAACGCGCCUUUUCAUCUCUUUCGAGGUUUCUAACCCAAUAAGUAAUGGAGGCAUGUUCAUCGUAAACUUAAUGAUCGUAAAUAGUGUUAGGAAGUCAAAAUGAAUAUAAUGUAAAAGAUACUGAUGAUGUUGUCAUUGUGUCUAUUACUCUGGUAUUUGUCUGGAUAAUUUUAUCUCCCUGUACGGAUAUGAUGUAGCAACUUCAACUGAUGCACAUAUUUACUACGUUCAACAUUAUAUUUAUGACUGACUAAUUUAAUAUAAUGUCAAACGUAAAAAUGGACACUUAUUGUUGUUUUAUUGCCUACACUAAUAAUAAUCAAUCUACAAUCUUCAUUAAUCGAUCAAUAGACACUACUGUAAUUUCUAUCUUUUACAAACCUCUAGUCAUAACAUUAGCAAAUCAGGUCAGUGGUCACAAUUAUCUUAAUAUUGUUUCUCAUUUAAAACUCAAUGAAUUA
Schistosoma intercalatum is the source of this 2141-nucleotide messenger RNA. The record is from the annotation of a GenBank genome assembly. NCBI's taxonomy places the organism in Eukaryota, Metazoa, Platyhelminthes, Trematoda, Strigeidida, Schistosomatidae.